UUUUAAGUAUUGCAACACCAUUUCCUAGAUUUAAUCCUGAUAUUAAUCAAUAUAUCAAUGCUGAUCGAUGGCAACAAUUAAUUUCAGCUCAUCUAUUAAACUUACGUAUUUUUGAUUUACAACAUGCAUCUCGUGAAUUAGAUCCUUGUAAUAAACAUCAACCAUUUGAAACUCUUGUCGAUAAGUUUAAUUCAGAAUUUUGGAUAGAACAUCAAUGGUUCUUUAAUUGGCAUUACCAUCAAUUAACAUGGUCCGAUGCUACCAUAUUUUAUUCAAUAUCCGAAACAAAUAUGAUAACAAAAGUAACAAUUAAUAAAGAAAUCACAUUAGAAAAAAUUCAAUUAUUAACCGCUAUUUUUCGUCGAAUGGAUAAUCUUACUAUUAAUUUAUUCAAACAAGAUUUAGAACCUAUAGCUCAUUUUUUAUUGUGA
Adineta steineri is the source of this 431-nucleotide messenger RNA. The record is from the annotation of a GenBank genome assembly. NCBI's taxonomy places the organism in Eukaryota, Metazoa, Rotifera, Eurotatoria, Adinetida, Adinetidae.